GACGUCGUGGUGAUGAUGAAUUAUUAGAAACAUUCAGCUUCCAUAAUCCGCGAGGUAAACGACGGUGCCGGUUGGUAGGUGGCGCGAUACGCCUCAUUGUACUCAUCGCCAUCGUCACCUUCCUAAAACGACGUCGCACCGAUCUCCCCUUUCCUCCUCUCCCUCUCUCUCACAGUCCUAAUUUGCCAAAAAGGAAGGCCAAUGGCAUCUUCUUCAAACUCAUGGAUGAAGGAAUAUAAUGAAGCACUGAAACUUGCUGACGAUAUCAGUGGUAUGAUUUCUGAGCAGAGUUCAUUUCCUGCAUCUGGACCAGAAAUCCAGCGUCAUUCAUCUGCUAUAAGGAGGAAGAUUACUAUAUUGGGUACCCGGCUUGAUAGCUUGCAAUCUCUAUUGUCCAAGCUUCCUGGAAAGCAGCCGCCCAUAUCUGAGAAGGAGAUGAAUCGUCGGAAGGACAUGCUCGCAAGUUUGAGAUCAAAAGUUAAUCAAAUGGCUUCCACAUUGAACAUGUCAAACUUUUCAAAUAGAGAUAGUUUGCUUGGACCAGAAGGAAAACCAGAUGCUAUGGCCAGAACUGUUGGCCUGGACAACAAUGGACUUGUUGGAUUUCAACGGCAAAUAAUGAAAGAACAAGAUGAGGGCCUUGAGCAAUUGGAAGAGACUAUAGCAAGCACAAAACAUAUUGCUUUGGCAGUGAAUGAAGAGCUGAGUCUGCACACCAGACUCAUUGAUGACUUGGAUCAGCAUGUAGAUGUCACAGAUUCGAGGCUUAGGCGGGUGCAGAAGAACUUAGCAAUUUUAAACAAGCGAACCAGGGGUGGUUGUUCCUGCCUGUACAUGCUUUUAUCAGUUGUUGGUAUAGUGUUUUUGGUUGUUGUCAUUUGGCUAUUGGUCAAAUAUUUGUGAUGCCAUAAUAAAUUGCCCAACUUGUCAAGCUUCUCCUUUUGUCUUUGUUUCUGACGUGUGCACUGAAAUGUCAUAACCGAGUUUCCCCAUUUCCCUUGCUACUCCUCAAUGACAUGGAAUUUGUUGAGGUCGUGAAAGGCGUUGUAUUGUAAUUGACAUAUAUAACUGUUUGUAUAUCGUGUGUUUUUCUCUUGUAAAAUAUUAAAGAUUUAUUGAUGUAAUGUUAAUGUGUCC
This is a messenger RNA of Vigna angularis (adzuki bean), 1137 nucleotides long. RefSeq names its product syntaxin-51. Gene Ontology annotation, molecular function: SNARE binding; SNAP receptor activity. Gene Ontology annotation, cellular component: endomembrane system; SNARE complex. Bases 202 to 903 code for a protein of 233 amino acids. The record is from RefSeq and is a predicted model, not a curated record. Gene Ontology annotation, biological process: intracellular protein transport; vesicle fusion. Lineage: Eukaryota; Viridiplantae; Streptophyta; Magnoliopsida; Fabales; Fabaceae. The transcript is spliced from 6 exons.